AUGAACCUUAUGUUUUUCAAACGACGUAUUUAUGUUCUUAUUUUUAAAACAUUAGUUCGAUUGCUCCUGGGCAUAGUUCUUAUAUAUGUUUACUGUGAAUAUCUAAUUUACUAUGUUACCCAACUACAAUGUCGCUGGCCAACAUUAGACAAAAAGCCAAUUAGGAACGUUGAACCAGUCCAGGCUAUGGUUCUGGCUGAUAUUCACCUUUUAGGUUCCAAAAAUGGUCACUGGCUGGACAAAGAGCGACGAGAGUGGCAAAUGCAUCGUGCAUUUCAAACAGCAAUGACAUUGCACAGGCCUGAAUUAGUAUUUAUUUUAGGUGAUUUAUUUGAUGAGGGUAAAUGGUGUUCACAAAAGGAAUUUAAUGACUACAUUGAAAGAUUCUACAAAUUGUUUACAACACCAAAAGACACUACCAUGUAUAUAGUAGCUGGUAAUCACGAUAUUGGUUUUCAUUAUAAGAUCACCCCACAUACAGCAAAUAGAUUUGAAGUCAAACUCGAUGCACCUCCCGUUAAGUUGGUGAGUGUUAGAGGAAAUCAUUUUGUGCUCAUUAAUUCUAUGGCUAUGGAAGGUGAUGGGUGUUCACUGUGUUCUAGAGCAAUUUCAGAACUUGAAAGAAUUGCAGAUACCCUAAAAUGCAGCAGUGGUUCGACAUUAUGCAAAGGAAAGACUAAGUUGCCAUAUUAUAGUAGACCAAUAUUCAUGCAACACUACCCUCUCUACAGGGAGUCAGAUACUAUUUGUACAGAACCAGACGCGGCCCCUUUGCCCCGAAGAAAUGUCCUUUUCGAAGAACGAUGGGAUUGCUUGUCGAAGGAAUCGACAGAAUAUUUGAUAGAGAUGUUGUUACCCCGAGCGGCUUUCGGGGCUCAUACGCAUAACAGCUGUAUUGUUCGGCAUAGUUUUGUCCCCAGACCUGACCAUAAGAUAGAGUUCGUGGAGUACACCGUACCAUCAUUUUCAUGGAGAAAUCGAUUGGACCCUAAGUAUUAUUUGCUGGCAGUAACCCCAGACGAGGUAAAGGUGGCCAAGUGCGAGUUGCCGCGCGAGUCGACGAUUCAGGUCACGGCCGUGCUGCUAGUUCUUAUUCUAGCCGUCUACUUACGCUACUUUAUAACGUCGAGGUCUUACAGACAUCUAUCUGACAAGAAAGUAUGA
Leptosia nina is the source of this 1164-nucleotide messenger RNA. NCBI's taxonomy places the organism in Eukaryota, Metazoa, Arthropoda, Insecta, Lepidoptera, Pieridae. The record is from the annotation of a GenBank genome assembly.